AUGUUCACACCCUCGCCUUCUCCUCCUACAUCUCCUCCUCACACCAUUCCUAUGGCUCGCACUAAGAAUCCCUCAAGGAUUCCAUCUUUUUCCAAGCCAACCUCAACUCCCAACACUCCUCACAGCGCUCCAUCGAAGCCAAGCACCUCGAAAGGGAAACGGCCUGCUGCAGCCGAACAAACCAUUGAGCCAACUCAACCUAAGCCAAGGUCUGUUCCUAUUCGUCCUCAGAGAGGAGGUGGUUCAGUGAAACAGCAGAAAAAGGGACCUACUCAUUCUGAAAGGGUAGUGCUUGAUGAUGAUGAUGAUGAAUCUGUUCCUGAGGAUUCCCCUCCUCCUUCUCCGAGGGAUGAAAAUGCUGUCACUAAUGCUGAAGAAGAUGAUGCUUCUGAGGAGGCUGGUUCAGAUGUCUAG
Messenger RNA from Arachis ipaensis, 414 nucleotides. Lineage: Eukaryota; Viridiplantae; Streptophyta; Magnoliopsida; Fabales; Fabaceae. The record is from RefSeq and is a predicted model, not a curated record.